This is a messenger RNA of Micropterus salmoides (largemouth bass), 3940 nucleotides long. RefSeq names its product stonin-1. The record is from RefSeq and is a predicted model, not a curated record. Gene Ontology annotation, molecular function: clathrin-cargo adaptor activity. NCBI's taxonomy places the organism in Eukaryota, Metazoa, Chordata, Actinopteri, Centrarchiformes, Centrarchidae. The coding region runs from base 409 to 2529 and encodes 706 amino acids. Gene Ontology annotation, cellular component: AP-2 adaptor complex; synaptic vesicle. The transcript is spliced from 5 exons. Gene Ontology annotation, biological process: clathrin-dependent endocytosis; regulation of endocytosis; synaptic vesicle endocytosis.
GUGUCCCGCUGUAGGACAGUCUGUCUGGACUCGGGAGGAAAAGCGCUGCACUGUUACAACUCCCAGGAUUUACACUCUGCCAUUUUGAGGAAAACCGACCGACAUCAGCGCUCAGACGCGUCGAAUUAAACACAAGUCAUGACCUGAAAUAAGUGAACUACCUCUGUGAAUUCAUUUAGCACAGUCUCAUUUCUGUACUGCCUGCUGGAGAGCCCAGGAAGAGAUGGCAGACUGGAAAUGAGUGUGAAAGACUGUCAGUAACCCCUGUGGAGAACUCAUCCUUCUCCCUGGCCGUCUCUUUGAACCAAAGCUGCGGGAUUCUAGGAGAAGGCAUCUGAAGUGGGGGGGACAGUUAACCCAACAAAGGAGGACUUGUUGUCUUUAACCAUUCAUCAGUCCUCUUCAGCCAUGUGUUCCACAAAUCACUCAAACUGGGUCACAUUUGAAGAUGACAACAUGCCCCUCUCAUCACCUCAGAAGCCCUUACAGUCACAAGGGCUUAUCAAAGCAUCAGUACCGCGUCCCAAUGGCUUGAAAUUAGUGCUUCCUCCAAUCAGAGAUACUUCCUGGAGCAUGAGUAGUUCCCUGGAAUCCCCUCAAAGCCACUCGAGUGUUAGCAGAAGCUCCUGUGUACCAUGUAAUGUGCCCUUUUGCACUCCUGUGAGUGGGGUUCCUAGCAGUGUGCCCCAGUUUAACUCCAACACGUGGGAAAAGAACGACUUCUUCCGGAGUCUCUCCAGCACUUCGACCACCUCUGUUCCUUCUCCUGCACCAGAGGCCGUGAAUCAAACCUCAGAUGGACCAAGCCCUUUUCCUUCUUUCCAGGGAAACUCAGGACACUAUAACCCCUUCUGGGGUGGAUCUACACUCAGCGCAGAUGUGGGCAGCUCCUCCUCAGACUCGGAAUCUGACAACAGUCUACCGCGUUUCUUUAUUCGGACCAAAGACGGCAGUGAGCCUUCACGCGACCAACUCCAGAACUUCUCCUACGUUUGCUCCAAAUUGGAAGACCUACGAGCAGAAAUUGACCACGAAACAGAGACAGAAAAAGAUGGGGAGAGGCGGCUAAGUUGCAAAGAUGAGGUGCUAAGCGAUGGUUCAUCUCAGUUCGUUCCCCGGGGUCUCUUUCGUAGCCAGAAGAGAGACGGCUGGUCUGUCAUGCUCAGGAUUCCAGAAAAAAAGAACCGCAUGUCCUCGCGGCAGUGGGGGCCGAUCUAUCUCCGCUUGCUGCCAGGAGGUGUGCUGCAGAUGUACUAUGAGAAAGGGCUGGAGAAGCCGUUCAAGGAGUUCCAGCUUCUCCCUCAGUGUAGGCUCUCGGAUCUGAAGCUCGAAAGCUACGGCGAACCCCGUAAAGUGGUCUCGCUCAAGGUGGAGCAUUUCUCGUACACGGAAAAGAAACGCUACCACCCUAAGUUGGAGGUUAGUCAUGAGGCGGAGGUAGAGCAGCUGCUCAAGUUUGGCUCCACAGUGCAUGACGACAUGGAGGACCUGGUAGUCUCCAUGGAAGAGGAAAUCUUUAAACUGAAUAUGCCCCACCAGCAGAGGCGGCACUAUGAGGAGCAGGAGCUGUCAAUGCAGAUCACUGAUCAUAUCUGGGUACAACUGGAUAAGUGUGGAGGAGUCAUGGAGCGGGCAGCCUUCACCCAAAUUCACUGUCUGGCUUUUCUGAAUGGACUAGGGGAUUGUUUCCUUGCCCUUAACGAUCUCGGGCUGCUGCGCAUUGACUCCAGCUACGGGUCUGAGGAGGGCAGUGAACUCUGGAUGGAGAUCACCGACUGCCACUUUCACAAAUGCGUGAAUGAGACGGAGUUUCAGAGGUCCCGGCUAAUUAAGUUCUUCCCUCCUGAGGCCUGCAGGGUGGAGCUGAUGCGGUACAAGACGGCGAUUUUGGGUUGCACGGAGAUUCCCUUCUCGAUCAAAGCUGUGGUGACAGUACAAGGUGCCUAUGUGGAGCUCCAGGCCUUUCUUAACAUGUCUGCCACCUUCCUUUCCUCCAUGGGGGUGUCUGACACAUACCCACUGUGUGAGAAUGUAGUGAUCCGUGUGCCGGUGCCGGGCGACUGGAUCAAAGUGACACAGACCGUGGCCUUACUGCGACAGAGGUCACUGAAGGCCCGUAUGAACAGAAAUGCCUGCUUGGGCUCCAUCAGUGCUGCAGACUCUCAGCCUGUCAUGCAGGUUACAGUCGGCACUGUCAAGUAUGAGAAUGUAUAUUCAGCCAUCGUCUGGCGGAUCGACAGACUGCCUGCAAAGAAUACGGCAGUGGAUCAUCCCCAUUCAUUUUCCUGCAAGCUAGAGCUGGGAUCUGAUCAAGAGAUCCCAAGUGACUGGUACCCUUUUGUCACGAUGGAAUGUGAAAUUAUGGGCGCUGUUGUGUCACAGACCAGGGUGAAGUCACUGGGUACUGCGAACGACAUCCAGCCACAGAAACACGUGACCAGCUGGACACGCUAUCAUUGUCAGGUGGAAGUGGAGAGGAAAUGGAUUGAAACAGAGUCGCAGAGGCAAUCUGGCUGUAUGACACAAUGAUUAUUAAAGAAGCUUUGAAGAGGACAUUAUCCCUUUGGACCAGGAUAUUUGCCAAAAUCGUCUUAAUGGUGAAAAGGGAUAACCAAAAUUGAACAAAAGCAAGGGUGAUGAGGGACUUUCUGCUUAUAUCUGGUGUCAGAUUCAUCUAAUUAAACAUAGCCUGGUUAUAUUUCUCAUGGAUGUUAGCUGAUUUUGUAUCCUUUAAACUGAGACUGAAUUAGUCUAGACCUAAUAAACAAUUUAACACGGCCCUUUUGCCUAGCACUUUACAUUUAAUAGAUGUAUUAACUAAGAUUACAGUUUAUAUGAGUAGUGUAUACAAGCUUGCAUUUGCAUCAUCUGCACUGCCCUCCAGAAUGUUUGGCAACCGUAGUAAAUGCCUUAAUAAAUGAAUGCGGACGGGCUGUAUGAGAUAAACAGCUUAAGUAAUGAGCAAUAUUCACUGUUUGAGAAAGGCUUAUCAGCAGAUGUUUAGGGUCAGUCGCUUUUGUUGCCCAGCAAUGUUUAAAGUUCACAUACUUAGACACUCAAUCAUUAAGGUAUGAAUCCUCCACGUGUACUAAAAUGUGGCAGUGGGAAGAUGAUUUUUGAUUGCUGUGCUCUAAAAACCUCAAUAAGUUUCAGUCCAUAUGUAGGUAACCCCAUGUAUCAGGAAGUGUCAGAAAAAAACAAUGUAAAAAAAAAUGUGGAAAAAGGACUACUGUAAUGUAAUUAUUGUUACACAAAAUAACGUUGGUUCAAAAGUGGGUCACACCAUGCUGAGCCCCACAGAGCAGCAUUUGUCUUAAGUGACUUAAUCACAGUUAUUAGAACAAUUUGGUUGAAUUGACUCGGGCCAUGCUUAUUAGCAGCCUUUUUCAGCAAUGAAACUCUCUGAUCAAAGGUUCCAAGCAACAUGAGACAAACGGAUAAUUAAAUCAUUUUUACAAGUGCAUUUCCCCAAAAGCUACAAAAUGAUUUCUUAAAUGAACAACAACUGUCGUGCUUUUGACAAAUACAAAGUGCAUUCACAAAGAGAAACAGCAGUUGCAGUUUGAAAGCAACCCAACAGCAUAAUAACCAACUGACUACAACCUAUUAUGGCCAGCCUUUUGUAGCGUUAUAUGAUUCAUUGAUUUCAUUAUUUUUUUUUUCCCACAUAGAAUACAACUCAUUGCUUUUGCUGCUUACCUCAAGAUGACCUUUGACUUCAUACUAUGGUUGUAUUAUGGAGGACUGUAAUUUUAUUUAAACAUAUCAAAUCUUUAUUAUGUGAUUUUUUUGCCUCUGGGUUGUGAAUAGGUUGGAUUUAAAAAAGAAUGGGGAAGCUUCACAGUGAACAAAAGGCCUUCGAUGAUGAUUUUAUGUAUGAGGUACCUGGCUUAAGCUGGAUGUUAUGUACAUUAAGAGUAAAAAUUUUAUGAAAUCUGAA